AUGCCUCGCCGCCAUGGCUCACCGUCUCCUCUUUUAAGUCCACCGUUGCUCAUCAUCCUCUUCCCCAUCAUCAUCUCACUCAUCCUCUUCUAUACCAUCCCUCCAUUCCUAUCUCUCACCUCUCAACUCCUCCGCCCCACCAUUUCCGCCAAGAAAAGUUGGGACUCCCUCAAUGUGUUUCUCGUCAUUUUCGCAAUCCUAUGCGGCGUUUUCGCCAAUCGAAACGAAGACGCAUCACCUACCGAGGAAGAUCGCAUUCCCGACCAUAAUAUUCCACACCCUUUGGACAACGUAACUACAAACAGCGCGAACAUAUCGGAAUCGGAAGCAGCUGGGUCUGUACUUCCGCAGCAAUGGUUUGGAUAUUCAGAGAGGAGGACCCCGGAAAUCGGUGAUGGCCGGUUGAGGAGGAGCAGCAACUCGUACCCGGAUCUGAGGCAACUCGGGCAAGACUCAGUGUGGGAAACACCGGAUCACAACAAGCCGCAGUUCCGCUUCUUCGACGACUUCGAAAUCGGCAAUUACAAUCGUGCGCCGUCAACUUCACACCAACGCCGAUCCGAGGGGUACUCAGAUGUAAUUAAGGAGAUUCCGGUGGAUACUUUCGUACUUCACUCUUCUCAUCCCCCGCCGCAAAAGCCACCAACACCGACACCUCCACCGCCGCCUCCACCACGUCAACAAAAAACGAGAAGGACGUAUCAGACCUUUCGACGUAAACAUCCAAAAACGGAGAAAGUAGUGAAUAAUCAUAUUACUGAAGAGGGUGAAGAAAUUGAGAACGUUCGAACUUCGCCACCGACGCCUCCACCUCCUCCGCCGCCAAGGCCUGCUGCCCCGCCAUCGCCAAUUCGGAUUCGGUCAGAGCCGAAGCGCCGGAAGAGUAAUGUGAAGAAGGAGAUAGCGAUGGUUUGGGCUUCGGUUCUGUCUAAUCAGAGAAAGGGGAAGAAGAAGCACAAGGUCACCGGUACCAGAAACAUCUACGAAACUGUUGCUUCUCUGCCUGAAGACCAACAACAAGGAGGAGAAGGAGAAUACUUUUUCACAAGACCGCCGCCGUCGCAACCUCCUCCACCGCCACCCCCACCGCCGCCACAUUCUGUGUUUCAUAAUCUGUUCAAAAAGGGAAUGAGCAAAACUAAGAAAGUUCACUCCAUCUCGACGCCUCCAACUCCACCACCACCACCACAGCCGGCAUUGCGGAAACAAAAGAGUUGGAAUACUAGUUUUCCGCUGGCGCCACCAACUCCGCCUCAACAACCACCGCCGGCUACUUCCCGACGGCGAUCUUCCACCUCCAGUGGCCGUCCGCCGUUGCCGACUAAGUCGAGCAGUUAUCUGUACGAGGAAAAUGUAAACAGCGGCAGCCAGAGUCCGUUAAUUCCAGUGGCGCCGCCACCUCCUCCGCCGUUCAAAAUGCCGGAGCUGAAGUUUUUUGUGCGCGGGGAUUUUGUUAAGAUACGGAGUGCGGAGAGCUCACGCUGUGGAUCUCCUGAAUUGGAGGACGUUGAUGACGUUGAUGCGUCGCCACGUAAGGAAGAAGACUUGAAGUCAAAGUCAGAAGUACAGAGUAAAGUCAACGUGAUGGACACUGGAGAUGGUGGUGAUGGUGGCGGCAGCGGCGGCAGAUCCUCCGUGUUCUGCCCUAGCCCAGAUGUUAAUACGAAAGCUGAUAACUUCAUUGCUAGGCUGAGAGAUGAGUGGAAGCUUGAGAAGAUGAACUCAAUGAGGCAGAAAAAGAAGAUGCCCUAA
Messenger RNA from Pyrus x bretschneideri (Chinese white pear), 1752 nucleotides. RefSeq names its product serine/arginine repetitive matrix protein 1-like. The transcript has a single exon. Bases 1 to 1752 code for a protein of 583 amino acids. NCBI's taxonomy places the organism in Eukaryota, Viridiplantae, Streptophyta, Magnoliopsida, Rosales, Rosaceae. The record is from RefSeq and is a predicted model, not a curated record.